AUGAUUCAGGUGAAGAUAAACUGCAAACCUCCAAUCGUCCAUUUGGCCCUCAGCAACCUGCCGGCUGGCUUGACAACUCCGCAGUACAACGAAGGCAAUCUUGGGAAGUCUGCACGAGCACAGCAACCGAUAGAUCUCACUAAAUUGGCCAUUUCCUCAUGUACCUCCCCUGCUUCCGAUGCUGCCGGCCAUGUCAGUCUCAUGUCGGUCCUGCCCACCGUCCUGUCCGCCCAACCCGCGAAACUCGGCUCUCUGAUCCCGCUCCAACUACUUCAAGGCACGAGUGAUUGUUCACGUCUGUCUCGCGACACCCUCUCGAGACGUGAGCGCCAAUCUGUCAUGUUGAUGCCCAUUGCACAUGCUAGGCUGUAG
Molecule: messenger RNA, 372 nt
Organism: Protopolystoma xenopodis
Lineage: Eukaryota; Metazoa; Platyhelminthes; Monogenea; Polystomatidea; Polystomatidae
Source: the annotation of a GenBank genome assembly